Castor canadensis (American beaver) is the source of this 494-nucleotide messenger RNA. RefSeq names its product ubiquitin-ribosomal protein eL40 fusion protein. The record is from RefSeq and is a predicted model, not a curated record. Gene Ontology annotation, molecular function: structural constituent of ribosome; protein binding. Gene Ontology annotation, cellular component: ribosome. NCBI's taxonomy places the organism in Eukaryota, Metazoa, Chordata, Mammalia, Rodentia, Castoridae. Gene Ontology annotation, biological process: translation.
GCGCUCUGGGCGGGGAAUCGGCCGUUUCCGGUUCCGCCGCCCUCUUUCUCUUCAACGAGGCGGCCGAGAGGACACAGCAAUGCAGAUCUUCGUGAAGACCCUGACUGGCAAGACUAUCACCCUCGAGGUCGAGCCCAGUGACACCAUCGAAAAUGUCAAAGCCAAAAUCCAGGACAAGGAGGGCAUCCCACCCGACCAGCAGCGGCUGAUCUUCGCGGGCAAGCAGCUGGAGGACGGCCGCACCCUGUCAGACUACAACAUCCAGAAAGAGUCCACGCUGCACCUGGUGCUGCGGCUGCGCGGCGGCAUCAUCGAGCCGUCCCUGCGGCAGCUGGCGCAGAAGUACAACUGCGACAAGAUGAUCUGUCGCAAGUGCUACGCGCGCCUGCACCCGCGCGCCGUCAACUGCCGCAAGAAGAAGUGCGGCCACACCAACAACCUGCGCCCCAAGAAGAAGGUCAAGUAGCCAAUAAACGCCCCCAGGCCGAGCAGCA